This is a messenger RNA of Lathyrus sativus (Indian pea), 144 nucleotides long. Lineage: Eukaryota; Viridiplantae; Streptophyta; Magnoliopsida; Fabales; Fabaceae. The record is from the annotation of a GenBank genome assembly.
AUGGACAACAACACUUUGAAUGUGUUAUCCAAGAUAACAAGUGCAAUAAAAUACACGUCGUUAUCCAGAAUAGAGAUUUCGAACAGUCGAAAGAAAGGUUACAUGAGCAUUGAACUUAUAUGGUUUAUAAUAGUGACCCUUUAA